Molecule: messenger RNA, 3646 nt
Organism: Amphibalanus amphitrite
Lineage: Eukaryota; Metazoa; Arthropoda; Thecostraca; Balanomorpha; Balanidae
Exons: 2
Coding region: 1793-3091 (432 amino acids)
Molecular function (GO): nucleic acid binding; RNA-DNA hybrid ribonuclease activity
Source: RefSeq, a predicted model, not a curated record
UCUUCGCCGUCCGAGAUACAUCGAACGUGGGGUGAGAACUCUAUAGCUCAAAAUUUAAGCCCUGCACUUUUUUAGAUCUACCCCGUUGAGUGGCAUUUUUGUGAAAAUUAUGUAAAUAUAUUUAUCAGAAUAAGGGAGAAGUGUAGGGGGCGGCGGGUGAGGUGCAGAAGAAGAAUAAGAAGAAGUUGUACCUAUCCAGUAAUUUUAUCUUGAUUUGUGGAUUAGACGAAGACUAGAUUUUGAUAAAGAAAUCGACAAACUUAAACUGCAGGUAAGGUGUUGGUUUGUCAUGCCGAUUGUCUUGAAACCUGUUCCUUUUAAACCUGGGCUUCACCAUUUACGCUCCAUAUGUGAAUUAGCCUUGAGGCAAAAUAAUCCGUCAGGUGGCUAUUUUCUGUUUGUAAAACUGGCCUCAGAUGGAGUGCUAUCAUUUGAUUAACCAUCACAUGAUCAGGCAGCAACAAAGUUUGUGGUUUUAGAAUCUUGAAAAACUUUCUUGGGAGUGGCACUUGGUAGACAUCUGUUUGAGAUUCUGCUAGAGCAAUAGCGUCGUGCUCAAGCCAGCCAAAUUUUAGACUGCCAAUUCACAAGAAAAAAUGCUUGGUUAAUCAGAUUUCAGGUAUCAAAAUAUUAGGUAAGGCAUCAAUAGGCAUUUAAUUCAAUUCUGGUGGUAAAAAUCAUGACCAUAUAUUGGUAUAUCAUCAAUUUUUAAUUUGUUGUGGCACAUCUUGUAUAUUGAGGCUUGAAGAUGCUCAAGUAAAUAUUUUUGAUGCGUGUGUUGAUGAAGGCUAAAGUCCAAUGAAAAUAAAAAGCAGAAAUUAUUCUGACCUUCCCUUCCCUACUAACCUCCAACCUCCAACCUAUCAGCCUACAAACCACCGUUCAGACUUCAUCUACACGCAGGUUUAACAUUUUAUGAUAAAGUAAAAAAUGCUCAGCUUGUAAUCCAAUGCCUUUCAAAACCAAUAGGCCUUUUUGGCCUUGCGAAUGGCUAACGGAGAGAGAGUUACCUAACUCUAUCAUGUAAAAGCUGCUUUGAGAAAAUAGCACUGUGUUUUAUCCUGGCUUCAUGACUCUCUAACGCUCUUUCAAACACAUGGUUGUUUUCUGACAAUUGGUGAUACAGAGAGGGUCUGCAUUAAUGUCCAAGUAUGGUCAUUUAGGAUCAAUUUUUGGUGCCCUCGUUUUUUAUUAUUCCAGCACUCCAGCAGCCUUACCCCGCGUUCGAUGUCUCUCGGAUGACGAAGAUUCUACGUCGUCCAGCCAAUCCCGUCCAAGGACUCGUGGCGCUGCUCGCCUCCUCGCCAAUGCGAACGCGUUCUCUGAGGACAACCCGCCCAAGGCUAGUAUGGCGAAGCCACGCCACCGCGCCGGCUAUAGACUCACGGCCUGAAGCGAGUUUGGGCGCGACGGCUGGCGAGCCAAGGCGGCGGAAAGUCGUCUGGCGGAGCUCCCGCCUGAGGCGAGCUUGAUCUGGUCGCAUCAAGCCAAGGACGCCAAGGACUGCCGCAUCAAGGUAGCUGGAAACACAGUCGAGGCGCAGGAGACCCUCCACCUCCUGGGCGUCACACUGGACAGACUCCUACACUUCGGGCCGCACUGCCGUCGUCUACGAAGAAAGACAAGACCACGAAUCAACCAACUCAGACAGCUCACCGGAAGGUCGUGGGGGCUCGGCGAGAGACUCCUCCGGACGGUGGCAAACGGAUACAUCCGCAGCGCCAUAGAACACGCGGCGGCGGCGUGGCUGCCUGCGGCUGCGACAACGCAUCUCGGCGUCUUGGAAGUGGAGAUGCUGGCGGCGGCACGCACCAUCACUGGCUGUCCGAUCUCCACCCCGAGGCACGCCGUGAGAGCAGAAGCGGGCGUCGUGCCGAUGGCGGCGAGGAGGGAUGCGCUGGCAGCACGCCUGCUGGCGAAAGCGCACUCUCUCCCGCCGGAGGACCCGCUGCACGCCGUGGCGGAGGCCGCCCCCGUGCCGCGCCUCAAGUCCGUGACCGGAUGGAAAGACCGAGGAAGAGCGGUGUGGGACCGCGCCGGCGUGGAGCUACCCGUCGAGGCUCGCCUAGCCACGAGGCCGCCCCCGUGGACAGCGACGGAAAACGUGACGAUCCGCCUGGACAUCGGCCCGCUCCCGAUCGGAGCGACCGCGUCGAUGAGGCGAAGCGCUGCGGAGGCGUGCCUGGGAGCGCUCCCCCAGUGUGCGACGUGGGCCUGGACCGACGGGUCGGCGACCGGCGGAGUGACGAAUGGCGGUGCCGGGGUCCUAAUCGAACACCCAGACGGAACGACGGAAGCUCUGCGAGAGGCGGCGGGAAAAAUAUGCUCUAGCUACCGGGCUGAGAUGGUGGCGCUGAAGACGGCAGUGCGACAUCUCCUGGAGCACCCACCCCUCGAACAGGAUAUCAUCAUAUGCUCCGACUCACAGGCGUCACUUGCGACGCUGAGAGGAGGACCAGCGGCCCAGACGUCCCCUCUAGGUGCCGCCAUCUGGGAGCACAUGGGGGCACUGGUGGCUGGCGGGGACCGUAGGGUCCACCUCCAAUGGGUGCCGUCCCACUGUGAGCUGGAGGGAAAUGAGCGGGUGGACGCUAUCGCCAAGGAAGCCGCCGCCCUCCCACAGCAGGGAGUCCCGGUUGACGUCCGCACAGUGUACCGUGCGGCGUCCCGGAUGGCCAGAAAGGAGGCGAUCAGCAACUGGCCGGACGGCUGGUAUAGGCGGCUAAUGGACGGCCACCUACCCGCACCGCUGCCCAGCACUACUCCACGAGAGGUGGCGGUUGAUGUGCACCAACUGCGCGCUGGUCACUGGUCGGGAUCUGCGCAGUACCUGCAUCGGAUCGGCAGGAACCCCGGCCGGGACUGCGCGCAGUGCAACUCGCUGACGUGCCGGGCGGCCGGCUGCCGCUGCUGUGGCGAAGAGGAGGCAGACACGCCGGCACACAUCCUGCUACGCUGCCCGGCACUGAUGCGACUACGCCUACGACAUCUAGGCAACAUACACCCGAGCGAGGAGGAGGUCCGAGGCAGCGGCGUGGUGGCGGCCCUGGGGGCCGCCGCCAGGUACCUCCAGAGCCGAGAGGCUACGUAGCGACCGCUGCGUGGGGAAAAACAACAACAACAACAACAGCUUGAUCUGGUCAGACAGCUCCGCCACCGAUGGUGUGCUAGAUGGAGGAGGAGGGGCCACCCCCCCCCCUGAACCGCGACAUCCGGGAGGUGCGUGUCGCGGCAGGCGCCCUCUGCUCUAGCACGCGCGGCGAGCUAUUCGCCCUAAGAGCGGUGUUGGAGGAGCUGUUGACCAAGACUGGUCGCGACACCUCUCUUCCGAUAAUUAUCGUCUGUACCGACUCGAUGGCGGCGCUGGCCCUCCUGCGGAGCGGCACGGCGGCCCAGAGAGCCCCUCUGGCCGCAGACAUAUGGGGGCUGCUGGCAGCGCUCACCGAGGGGGCCAGCCAGUGAUAAUGCAGUGGGUUCCUGCACACUGCGGGCUUCCGGGCAACGAGCGGAUGGACGCCCUCGCGCGCGAGGCUGGCGCCCUAUCCCAACGGUAGCGCCGUCCGCCGAUCGACUUGGGCAGCACUAUCUGCAAGGCAGGCGCGCGCGACGCUGCGCGCGCCUGGCGGCGGAGCUGGCAGGACGGAUG